AUGGACUUCAAAACUCCCAUCUGGGACAUAAUCAACGGUCUAAUGCAUUUGUCCUCAACGUUUGGCCUAGACCCCAUAAAUGCCGUCAAUGUUCAGCCAAACAUCGUUCGAAACGAAGACAAUUCCACUGACAUUGAACUGUCAAUUCAUGAAGUCGAGCCAGAAUCGUGUAAUGUCACCAUUACCGACCACAUCCUAACCGUCAGCCAUGUGAGCUUCAGACAAAUGGGUGGAUUGACGGUGAAACGAAAGGUUCACGAAGAGUUUUACAUUCCAAAAGACGUGAAUGAUAAGGAAAUAGCGUGGAGAAUGCAUUCGAAUCAUUUGAUUGUUUAUGUACCUCCGAGUAGACAAUAUGUUAGUGAAAAGAGCAUCAGGUACGACCUGUCCAGUAUGCAUGGUGA
Molecule: messenger RNA, 404 nt
Organism: Bursaphelenchus okinawaensis
Lineage: Eukaryota; Metazoa; Nematoda; Chromadorea; Rhabditida; Aphelenchoididae
Source: the annotation of a GenBank genome assembly